Messenger RNA from Ipomoea nil (Japanese morning glory), 2463 nucleotides. RefSeq names its product transcription factor bHLH13. Gene Ontology annotation, biological process: regulation of DNA-templated transcription. Gene Ontology annotation, cellular component: nucleus. The record is from RefSeq and is a predicted model, not a curated record. The coding region runs from base 374 to 2245 and encodes 623 amino acids. Lineage: Eukaryota; Viridiplantae; Streptophyta; Magnoliopsida; Solanales; Convolvulaceae. Gene Ontology annotation, molecular function: transcription cis-regulatory region binding; protein dimerization activity; DNA-binding transcription factor activity. The transcript has a single exon.
ACCGGUGUGUAUUUUCUUCUUCAAUUCCUUGAUUUGUAUUCUUAUAUAUGCAUUGGUACAUGAAAAGUUUGUGUCUAUUUUUUUGUUCUAUUCUAAUUUAUGUAAAAAACUUUCGAUUAUGAGAUCUGAAAAUAGAGCUAUGACGGAUUGUAUAUUUCUGAAGAAGAAGAUCAAUUAUGUGGUUGAAAGCCGAGAUUUGUGUGUCUAUGGUUUCUUAAUGUGAAGGUUUGGAGCUUUGGGGAAAUAGGCAUAGUAUUUCGUCGCUUUUAUUCAUUUCGUCGUCUUUUUAUUGUGUGUCUGGGCUAUCUAGAAAUUGGAUAUUUGGAGUGAAGAGUUAGAGGUGUUUUGCGGGUGGGGGCUUAAAUUAAUAAAGAUGGCUAUGGUGAACUUGUCGUGGAGUGACGAGGACAAAGCCAUGGUGGCGGCGGUGUUGGGGACUAAGGCUUUUGAUUAUUUGAUUUCGAGCUCGGUUUCGGCUCAGUGCUCGUUAAUGGCGGUGGGAAACGAUGAGAAUUUACAGACAAAGCUUUCAGAUCUCGUGGAGCAUCCCAACGCAAGUAAUUUUAGUUGGAAUUAUGCAAUUUUUUGGCAACUUUCUCGUUCUAAGUCGGGGGAACUGGUGCUGGGAUGGGGUGAUGGGUGUUGCAGGGAGCCCAGCGAAGGAGAGGAGUCUGAAGGUACCCGGAUUCUGAAUCUGCGUCUAGAAGACGAGACCCAGCAGAGGAUGAGGAAGAGGGCUAUCCAGAAGCUACAUAUGAUGUUUGGGGAAGCUGAUGAAGAGAAUUAUGCUUUUGGAUUGGAUAGGGUUACAGAUACUGAGAUGUUCUUUCUUGCCUCCAUGUACUUUUCUUUUCCUAAGGGAGAAGGUGGUCCAGGGAAGUGUUUUGGAUCUGGCAAGCAUUUCUGGUUAUAUGAUGCUCUCAACUCCCCUAUAGAAUAUUGUGUUAGAUCAUUCCUUGCAAAGUUGGCUGGAAUGCAAACUAUUGUCUUGAUUCCGACUGAUGUAGGGGUUGUGGAAUUGGGGUCUGUGAGAUCCAUACAGGAGAGUUUGGACAUGUUGCAGUCAAUCAAAGCUUGCUUCUCUUCAUUCUCUUCACUUUCACUUUCCAGAGCAGCGAAGCAAUCUGCACCUAUACCUGUCAUAAUGGACGACAGGAAAGAUGCUUUCACCAGUCCAAUGGUUAAUGAGCACCGCCCGGAUGGAAUUCCAAAAAUUUUUGGUCAGGAUUUAAACUCUGGUUGCUGCCCUCCUCAAUUUAACAAGGAAAAACAACAUGCUGUUAGGAAAGCAGAGGAUAGGCCAUGGAAUGCAUACAUAAAUGGGAAUGGGGUGGCAUUUUUAAAUACACCACCACCACCACGAAAUGGUGUUCACAGUGCAUCUUGGCCCCAAUUCAGUAAUUUGAAGCCAGGGAAGGCAGUAGAGAUCUACAGUCCACAGAACCAAGAGCUUGUUGUUAAUGGGGGGGCAGCAAGAGAUGACUUUAGGCUCAACAGUUUUCAGCCACAAAAACCUGCUGCUGCUGCUGCACAAAUGCAAAUAGACUUCAGUGGAGCAACCUCAAGGCCCAUUGUUUCACACUCCUCCCCUACCGUUGAAUCAGAGAAUUCGGAUAUUGAAGCUGCUGCUUCAUGCAAGGAGGACCACCCAGGUCUGCUCGACGAGAAGAGACCACGAAAACGAGGACGGAAACCUGCUAAUGGAAGGGAAGAGCCCCUCAAUCAUGUAGAAGCUGAGAGACAACGGCGGGAAAAGCUGAACCAGCGGUUUUAUGCACUACGAGCAGUAGUUCCAAACAUUUCCAAGAUGGACAAAGCUUCCCUCCUAGGAGAUGCCAUUGCCUACAUCACUGAGCUACAAAAGAAACUCAAGGACUUGGAAUUGGAGAGGGAGAGAGUGGGGGGAGGCAGUAGUUCAAGAGAAACGAGUCCAAAUUCGGAGAUUCAAAACCACCACCGAGUUCCCAACAUCAGUAUUGAAGCGGGUAAGAAUGAAGUAAUUGUAAGGGUGAGCUGCCCAUUGGAAACCCAUCCGGUAUCAAGAAUCAUCCAAGCAUUCAAAGAGGCACAGAUCAGAGUUGUUGAGUCCAAAGUGGCUGCAGGGACGGAUACGGUGUUGCACACAUUUGUGGUGAAGUCCAGUGGAUCGGAGCCGCUGACAAAGGACAAGUUGAUUGCUGCAUUUUCUUGCGAAUCAUCAAGCUCUCUGCAGCAGCCGCGGCUGUCAUCUGUUGUUGGGUUAUAACAGUUAUGGCAGCACACAUAGUCUUAGCUUAAGAAUGUAGUAGUAAAUUGAGAAGGUUUAAUGCGCUUAUGCAGAGAUUUUGUUUAUUAUACUACACCCACCAGUUCAAGCCAGGAAAUAGAAAAAAUAACAAUCUAUUGACAAAACAAUGUAGCAAUUUUUCUGCUCUUCAUUAGCAAUGCCAAUACAUAUUAAUACAUACGUAUUAGAUCAUUUUC